Molecule: messenger RNA, 483 nt
Organism: Zea mays
Lineage: Eukaryota; Viridiplantae; Streptophyta; Magnoliopsida; Poales; Poaceae
Product: ADP-ribosylation factor GTPase-activating protein AGD5-like
Exons: 2
Coding region: 16-483 (155 amino acids)
Molecular function (GO): GTPase activator activity
Source: RefSeq, a predicted model, not a curated record
UUUGUACUGUUGCUCAUGGAAUAUCAAAACUGUUCAGCUGCACAACCAGUACCUAGCUCGGAGGAAAAAGAUUCUGCCAAACCAGCAGAAAGCAAGACCCAAUCUACAUCUGGAAUAGAAGACUUAUUUAAAGAUUCGCCAGCUGUGUCGUUAUCCUCAGCUCCAGCUAUUUCCCAAGAAAAUGCAAAGAAUGAUAUCAUGAGUUUGUUUGAGAAGUCCAAUAUGGCAUCACCAUUUGCUGUCCAACAGCAGCAGUUGGUGUUUAUGUCUCAGCAGCAAGCUCUUCUAAUGGCUACUCUUAAAGAUGGAAAUUCACCACAAAUAGUUCCAGGGAAUACCAAUCAACUAAACACUAACGUUUCUAAUCCCCCUCUUGGAACCUUGCCUUUCCAAAACUGGACAAAUCUUGGCUAUCAAAAUCCUGGGUUGACUCUAGCAGCAGCACAGAAUGGUGCCACAAUGAGGAGCAUUUCAGUUUCCUGA